Molecule: messenger RNA, 1524 nt
Organism: Poecile atricapillus (Black-capped chickadee)
Lineage: Eukaryota; Metazoa; Chordata; Aves; Passeriformes; Paridae
Gene: COQ10A
Product: coenzyme Q10A
Exons: 5
Coding region: 94-777 (227 amino acids)
Biological process (GO): cellular respiration; ubiquinone biosynthetic process
Cellular component (GO): mitochondrion
Molecular function (GO): ubiquinone binding
Source: RefSeq, a predicted model, not a curated record
GCGGUGACGUCACGGGGUGAGAGGUCACGGCGGCGGCGGCGCCGCGUCCCGGCCCGGUCCCGGUUCCGGCCCGGCCCCGGUCCCGCCCCGCUCAUGGCGGCCCGGCGGCUCCGCGGCGCCCUCCAGCUCGGGGCGCGGCAGCGCCUGCGGGCCGCGGCGGCCCCGCCCGGCAGGCACACGGCCCCGUGCGGCCUCCGGCUCUCCCGGCUGUGCCGGCCGGGCCCUGCGGCCUGGGAGCCCCGAGCCCAGCCCAGCCGGGGCUUCCUCAACCUCACCAACAAGCGCAAGGAGUACUCGGAGCGCCGCAUCAUCGGGUACUCCAUGCAGGAGAUGUACGACGUGGUGGCCAACGUGGAGGACUACAAGAACUUCGUGCCGUGGUGCAAGAAGUCCGUGGUGGUGUCGCGGCGCUCGGGCCACAUCAAGGCACAGCUGGAGGUGGGGUUCCCACCCGUGCUGGAGCGUUACACGUCCAUCGUCACCCUGGUGCGGCCACACCUCGUCAAGGCCGUCUGCACCGACGGGCGCCUCUUCAACCACCUGGAGACCAACUGGCGCUUCAGCCCCGGCAUCCCCGGCUACCCCCGCACCAGCACCGUGGAUUUCUCGAUCUCCUUCGAGUUCCGCUCCCUGCUGCACUCCCAGCUGGCCACCGUGUUCUUCGAUGAGGUGGUCAAGCAGAUGGUGGCCGCCUUCGAGCGCCGCGCGGCCAAGAACUUCGGGCCCGAGACCCGGAUCCCCCGGGAGCUCAUGUUCCACGAGGUCCACCAGACGUGAGGGCGGCCGGGCCGGGCACCCCCGGCCUGUGCCGAGCCCACCCCCCCAAAAUAUUUAUUCGAGUGCGUCUCCGCUGCUGUUGCCUCAACGCCCCCCGGGGCUGCCCCGUGAGCCCCCCUGGAGCUGCGUCCCGGCGCUGGACUCCCUGGUUUUCUAGCUGAUUUGGGGUUUUAACUUUUGUUUUUGUUGUUGUUUUUCGAUUGAGUUUUUCUUUUUCUUUUCUUUUUUUUUUUUUUUUAACCCUUUUUUUUUGUUUUGUUUUAUUUUUAAAUUUUUUGGUUCUUUUUAAACUCCUCGGCCAGGCCGGAGGGUCCCGGCGGGGGCAGCUCCGGUGCCUGGGCCCCGCCGUGCUCCGGGAGAGCGGGAAGAACGGGGAGGGGGGGGAAGAUGAUGGGACCCCCCCCCCCCCCCAUUUCCUCCCCAGCUCUUCCAGGAACAAAAGGGAAGGAGCCGGCGCAGGGAGGAGCCCCCCGAGCCCCCCCUGAUGUCGUCGCACACUUUGCACAAGCCACACGCACAGGGUGGGGAGGGGGCGGCUCCCGCUGCCCCCCCCCCGCCGCCCCCCACCCCCAGCACCCUCCGCAGGGACCGCCACGGUCCCCACCCACCCCAGAGCCCCCCCAGCCCCUCACCUGUGGGGGGGGCGCAGGGGGGUGAGGGGCUCCCUGAGCCCCCCGAGCCUGCCCUGCCCCAGGAAGGAAGGAAGGAAGGAAGGACAGGCCAAUAAAGAGCAUUUUCCAAGGGUCA